GGAGCUUGCCGCUGCGGCUUCUAAAGAGUAAGCGGCGCGGUAGGGAAAGCCGCUGAACCCACCUGGUUAGCCGGCGAGUUGAGUGGCGAACCUUUUGAAACAGAUGGUCACCAUGUUUAGAUAUUAGCAGUCCCGUAUGUGCAGGUCUGCGUUUGAAAAUGGCAGAGGGAAACAGCAAUGAAGAGGUGAUUCACUUGAACAACUUUCACUGCCAUCGGGGACAAGAUUAUCCAAAGAGAGAAGAUAGAAUCAUCAUAAAUCCCAGUAGCAGUCUGCUGGCCAGCCAGGAUGAGACAAAGUUGCCUAAAAUAGACUUUUUUGACUAUUCUAAAUUGACUCCUCUUGACCAGCGCUGCUUCAUCCAAGCUGCUGACCUCCUCAUAGCAGACUUCAAAAUGCUCAGUAGUCAGGAUAUCAAGUGGGCCCUGCACGAGCUCAAAGGACACUAUGCAAUCACCCGAAAGGCCUUUUCUGAUGCCAUGAAAAAAUGUCAGGAGCUAUCACCAGAAAGCGGUGGAAAAAGGAAGAAGAGAAAAGAAAUGAACCAGUAUUCUUACAUCGAUUUCAAGUUUGAACAAGGUGACAUAAAAAUAGAAAAGAGGAUCUUCUGUUUUGAAAAUAAGCGACGACAUUGUAGGUCCUAUGACCGGCGUGCUCUCCUUCCAGCUGUGCAACAAGAGCAGGAGUUCUAUGAGCAGAAAAUCAAAGAGAUGGCAGAGCAUGAAGACUUAGCUUGCCCUGCAGAUGAAUGAAGAAUAGUAUCAAAAGGACGGCCAGCUGAUUGAGUGUCGCUGCUGCUAUGGGGAAUUUCCAUUCGAGGAGCUGACGCAGUGCACAGAUGCUCACUUGUUCAGAUACACCCAAGAGGCAGUCUUUGGAUCUGGAAAG
Messenger RNA from Macaca mulatta (Rhesus monkey), 888 nucleotides. Lineage: Eukaryota; Metazoa; Chordata; Mammalia; Primates; Cercopithecidae. The record is from RefSeq and is a predicted model, not a curated record.